UAGUUUGGAUUUUCUCUACAUCGCGCUUAGCCAAUAAUGUGGAGGGAACUGCACAUCUCAGCUGGCAGACAUUUAAAAAGGAGACAGUCCGGCGCUGAAGCAAUUUGUAUUAAAGCCUCCAGCCCCUGUCUAUGGAAGAGUCAGCCUCCCACCCAUCUCGAAUCCCACUGCUGUGCGUCCUAGUUGUGUGUAUUACGGUCAACGUUAUUAGGACAAUUUCAUCUGGGGAGUUAUCUUUGAAGCCCUGAAGGGAUCCCCUCAGAGAAGACAUUUCAAGGUUUAGUCUGCACAGGAUGGCCGGCUCCACGCGUCUCCUCUGUGGCAUGAUUCUCAUCUGGGGCUGCAUGCUGUCCUGCUCUCCCGUGGACUCCAAACGAAACCGAGGCUCGCAGGGCGCCAUUCCUCAUCCCGACAAAUACAACCCAAACGAAUCGGAGCAGCAACCGCAGCCACCAGCACCACCACAGGCGGGCUCCGGUUCCCGACGGAGGCAGGGCUCAUCGUCCGCACCAGCCGCCGAGGAGGUGCUGGAGUCCAGCCAGGAGGCUCUGCAUGUGACGGAGCGCCGCUAUCUGAAGCGCGACUGGUGCAAGACGCAGCCCCUCAAGCAAACCAUCCACGAGGAGGGCUGCGUCAGCCGGACCAUCAUCAACCGGUUCUGCUACGGACAGUGCAACUCCUUCUACAUCCCCCGGCACGUGCGCAGGGAAGAGGGGGCUUUCCAGUCGUGCUCCUUUUGUAAGCCCAAGCGAUUCACCACCAUGACGUUGACUUUGAACUGUCCGGACCAGCAGCCUUCCACCAAGAAGAAGCGCAUCCAGCGCGUCAAACAGUGUCGCUGUUUGUCGAUCGAAUCGUUGGACUAAAACAGAAUGAACCGUGUGUGAUGAUUGCUUCAACCUUAGACGUAUUAACGUUCAUAUCUACGGGAUUGCUCAAAGGGAGUAAAAAAAAGAAAAGGUUAUCGUCAGCAGCUCUAUACUUCCAUCCCUUCUCUGUUUGGAGAUAUGCUACGCGCGGGAUACGUGGUCUGCAAAAGUGUUGGCCUAGUACUACUAUUAUGUCCUUUAUACACAACGUGGAGAAACGCGGACAGUUUCUACUUCUUACACGGACUUUGAACGAACUGUAUCCAUCACAUCAUUUCCUCACCCUUUCGCGGUGGUACAGAAUUGGCCACACUGCAUGAAAACCUAGCCAUGGUAACCGGCACGUUUACGCACGACUUUAUAAGUAGGACUGCUUUACUGUAGGUUUAAUCAAGUUUAUUUUCUAUUUCAAAACAGAUUAAACAAUCCCAGUGGGUGAGAGGAA
This is a messenger RNA of Gadus macrocephalus (Pacific cod), 1314 nucleotides long. Its product is annotated as gremlin-1-like. Gene Ontology annotation, biological process: animal organ morphogenesis. Gene Ontology annotation, molecular function: receptor ligand activity; BMP binding. Bases 294 to 866 code for a protein of 190 amino acids. Lineage: Eukaryota; Metazoa; Chordata; Actinopteri; Gadiformes; Gadidae. The transcript is spliced from 2 exons. The record is from RefSeq and is a predicted model, not a curated record.